AAAUUCUGACCCUCGAGUCAGUCGUUCUCGUAGAGCACUUGUUGCGAACCGGUUAGCUCUCCGCCUAGUUCCAUAGCCGGACGGCCAAAAUGACCGCCGCCAUGGGACCUCCACCUCCUCAGAACGGUGAUCCUGCAACCGCAUCGACUUCAGGGAACGAAUCUCAACCUCUAACCGUCGAUGGGCAAGACUCAAAUUCUCCUGCUGAAUCGCGAAGCACAAUGGGUCCGCCAGCCCCCCGCAAGAACCCUAAUCCUGCCGAGGAGGUACCUCAAUCCGAAGACAGGGUCAGUUCUGAUGCAACAAAGGUUUCUGAACAAGCCCAGAAGCAACCUUUUGCCGUGCCCUAUACCAUUCCCGAGUGGAGUGGUCCGCCUUGCCAUAAGUUCCAGUUGGAGGUUCUUAAAGAUGGCACCAUUGUUGACCAAUUCGAUGUCUGUGAGAAGGGAGCUUACAUGUUUGGACGUGUUGAUCUCUGUGACUUUGUUCUUGAGCAUCCAACUAUCUCCCGCUUUCAUGCAGUUUUGCAGUUCAAAAGGAGUGGAGAUGCGUACCUCUAUGAUGUAGGGAGCACCCACGGUACUUUUAUUAACAAGAGUCAGGUGGAGAAAAGAGUUCAUGUUGCUUUACGCGUAGGUGAUGUCAUUCGCUUUGGCCAGUCGUCUCGAUUGUACAUUUUUCAAGGCCCACAGGACCUGAUGCCACCGGAAGCUAACCGCAAAGUCCUUAGAAAUGCUCGGGCCCACCAAGAUAUGCUAGAUCGAGAAGCUUCAGUUCACCGAGCGAGAAUGGAAGCAUCUCUUGCUGAUGGUAUCUCCUGGGGCAUGGAUGAAGAUGCUAUUGAAGAAGCUGAGGAUGAUACUGAUGAAGUAACUUGGCAAACCUACAAAGGACAGCUCACAGAAAAGCAAGCUAAGACCCAUGAUAAAGUCAUAAAACGAAAUGAAAAGAUUGCACAUAUGAAGAAAGAAAUAGACGCUAUUCGUGCCAAAGAUAUUGGUCAAGGUGGGUUGACGCAAGGUCAGCAAACACAGAUUGCUCGCAAUGAAUUAAGAAUUACUCAGCUAAUGGAGGAGCUGGAAAGCUUAGAGGAGACUUUAAAUGAAAGUAUCCGUGAAAGCCUUGGUGCUCGUUCGGGAGGGAUUUACCGUGGCAAAAAAGGAACAGAAGAGGAUGAACUAUACUCCAGUGAUGAUGAUGAUUUCUAUGACCGGACAAAGAAGCCUCUAACAAAAAAGGCUGGGGAAACUCAAUCUGUUGAGACUGCUGAUAGCUUGCUUGAUAAGCGAGAUACCAUCAUGAAAGACAUGGAAGAGAUAAGAGACUCUAUUCUUCAAGAAAAAAAUAAAAUCACAUCUGAAAGUGGUGGACAAACUGAAGCUGCAGACGAACUUGAUGCUUACAUGUCCGGACUAUCAUCUCAGCUAGUGCUUGACAAGACUCAAAAACUUGAGAAGGAGCUAGCAGGCCUUAAGUCUGAACUAGAUAGAGUCAUGUACCUACUGAAGCUUUCUGACCCUUCGGGUGAGGCUGCUAAGAAAAGGGACUUGAAUAAGACACAGGGGAAAGCAGCACCCGUUAAAACAGAAAUAUCGCCUGCCUCGACUGAAACCAGCCCUACUAUGGAGGUGAACAAACAUAGCAAGUCAGAGAAGGCAAUCAUUCGACCAGCUGCUAAAGCCAAAGAUGGCAACGCUGCUCCACUCAAAGAAUCAAACACCAAAGAAGAAGCUGCUGACAAGAUUGCUGUUCAUGCGCCUGUGGGGACAGGGACAGCAACUCCCUAUGCUGUUGUGAAACCCCAAUGGCUUGGUGCUGUGAAUGACCAGAAAGUGAAAGAGACCAAGGAAGAAGUCAUCAAUGUGGAUGAACCUAGUCAGUUUGUAGAUUACAAAGAUAGGCAAAAAAUCUUGCAGAAUGUUGGCGACAGUGCUCCUGAUAGUAAGUUUUCAAGUUCAGAUAUUGAAGGUGCUGCUCCUGGCCUUAUCAUAAGAAAGCGCAAGGAAACGGCAGGGGAAGGUCCUAAUGAGCAGCCAUCAUCAUCAUCAUCAUCAUCUCAAAUUGGACCCAAGUUCAAGGCGGAAGAUGCUGUUGCUCUAUUACUGAAACACGAAAAGGGAUACCAUUUGGAAGAUGAGGAAGCAAAACAAGAAAGCCAACUGAUUUCUGGUGAUAGCCAUGAUAUCAAAAGGUCAAAAAGAACUCUUGGCCCUCAGAAACCAUCUUUUCUUCAGGGAGACUCUGCGAAGGAGCUAUGGGUGCCACCUCAAGGACAAUCUGGUGAUGGACGGACAUCUUUGAAUGAUAGAUAUGGAUACUAAGAGGAACCGAGGAACUGGUGCUGUUUAAAAGUAUACUGGUCGCAUAUUUUACCAAGAGGCCGCAGCUGCAUUCGGCAAGCUGAGGAAGUGACAUCAUCCGAGUUCUGCGAAUAUGGUCGGCAAUGGAAAAGAGAACACAUAAGAGGAACAAGCGCUCCAAGCAUGCUUUCAUUGUCAUAGUUUGUACCAGAACUAGGAGCUUAGCACAAGCCUGUACAGAAAUUUUGUUACUAGUUCUUUGUACCGCCAUCUGAAUAUAUGAGAUAAUGCUGGAAGGGGCCUGGAUAAUAAGAUAUACAACUUCAGUUUGUAAGGUUGGUAGCAGUAAUUAACUAACUGUUACUUCAAAAAUUUCUUUACAAAUUACAAUGUUAUUUGUGACUUCUGUGAGACAAUUAGGGACUCAACCGUUUUGUUUAUAUUCAGGAAAAGGCCUUAGUAUCUUAUCUCCACAUGAAGUUAUUUACAUUGCUGGGACAUAUUCAACCAACCAGAUUAAAACGUGAUGAAUCCUGGAAAGGGUCAGACUUGGCAUACUAUGCACUCCACAUUUGCCUUCCACCAAUGCUUUUCUGAGAUUGCAUUGCAACCGUCUUCACAACACCACAACAGAUAAUCAAACAGUGCCCUCGUUCAGCACAAGCUUUUACUCAGUGGCCUCAGCUGCAACAGA
Molecule: messenger RNA, 2994 nt
Organism: Linum tenue
Lineage: Eukaryota; Viridiplantae; Streptophyta; Magnoliopsida; Malpighiales; Linaceae
Source: the annotation of a GenBank genome assembly